Penaeus chinensis is the source of this 2459-nucleotide messenger RNA. RefSeq names its product 3-ketodihydrosphingosine reductase-like (gene Kdsr). The record is from RefSeq and is a predicted model, not a curated record. NCBI's taxonomy places the organism in Eukaryota, Metazoa, Arthropoda, Malacostraca, Decapoda, Penaeidae. Gene Ontology annotation, molecular function: 3-dehydrosphinganine reductase activity. Gene Ontology annotation, biological process: sphingolipid biosynthetic process. Bases 93 to 1109 code for a protein of 338 amino acids. Gene Ontology annotation, cellular component: endoplasmic reticulum membrane. The transcript has 8 exons.
CUGUAAUUCUUUUGACAGCGGCCCGACACACCUUGGAAUUUAUUGUCAUUUUUAAGUUAUUUCAGCUCAAUUUUUAAGGUAUAUUGAACAUAAUGGAGCUCUGCUGUAUAUUGGAGUACCUGCUGGUCCCUAUUGCUCUAGGAAUAUUAAUAGCAGUUGUCAAUUUUUUCACUACAAAGGAGAGAAACCUAAAUGGCAAGCAUGUGUUGAUAACUGGAGGCUCAAGUGGCAUUGGUCUGAGUGUUGCGCACGAUGUUGCUCGGAGAGGAGCCAGCGUCACCCUAGUUGCAAGAAAUCUGUCCAAUUUGGAAAAGGCUUUGGAGGAAGUGAGAAGCACAGCGUCCAGAGCAGGUGCUGGUGGCAAAGUGCAGAUCUUUUCAGCUGACAUCUCUGGAAACCAUGAGCAAAUAGUGUCCCUAGUCAAAGAUGCUGAGAGUAGUCAAGGACCCAUUUACAUGCUUGUCAACUGUGCGGGAUUUGCCCGAGCUAUGAAAUUUGAGGAUAUCUCGCCCCAGCUUGCAAAGCAACUAAUGGAUGUGAACUUCAUGGGUUCGGUCCUCAUAACGCAAGAAGUGGUGCGCAGCAUGAAGCAGCAGCAGGAAGGGAUUGUUGUCUUCACCUCGUCCCUCGGAGGCCUCCUGGGCAUCUACGGAUUCACGAUGUAUUCUGCCGCCAAAGGGGCUCUGGUGAAGUUGGCCGAAGCCCUUUGUCAGGAGGUAAAGCCGUACAAUAUCACAGUGACUGUGUGUUAUCCACCUGAUACCGACACCCCAGGAUAUGAGGAGGAAAACAAAACCAAACCCAUUGAGACCAAAUUGAUAUCAGAAUCUGCAGGACUUUUCAAGGCUGAUGAGGUUGCCUGCAAGUUAGUGAAGGACGCCAUGCGUGGUUCAUUCUGCAGUACAGUUGGAAUCGAAGGCUUUAUGUUGACCACACUUUGUGCUGGUAUGUGGCCUAUAGCGAACUUUGCCGCAGAGUUUGCUGCAUUCCUGGCACAGAUUUUGCUGACGUGGGUGUUCCGAAUCAUUUCUCUGUUUACGCUGUGGAGCUUUGAUCGGAUUGUGCGCCAAGAGCAUCAAAAGAGGCUGGCCAGUAAGAAGAGCGAAUAAAUAUGCCGUUUACUCCAAGAUUUCAGGCUCCUUUUCGGUUGGGUGUGUCUGUUCUCAAGUUGAUCUUUUUCUUUCUUCUUCUCUUUUCUCUUUCUCUUUUUCCUGUACUUAUUUGAAUACUUUUGAGAUUUCAGUAAAGGGAUAAAAUACAAGGGAGUCAGUGACAUGAAACUGGCUAUUGUUGUACUUUGUUGUUAGAUUUAUAAAUGAGGUUUUCAGUUGUUGACAGAGUUCCUAUGUGUUACUAAGCUUUAAUAGGCAUCAGUGCUACACAGAGGAACGACUGGAAACGUCUGCUUGGUGUGACGACCUCAGCAGGAGAAAUUUGAAGUUAUUUAACAAAACACUUUUUAUAAUAGUGUCUCAUUACUGUCAGGAUGUAUUUGUUGCAGUGUGAGAAAUAAGAACUUUCCUGUGAAACAUCUGACUGAUUAUAAAGCGUCUUUGAUUAUUGUUUGAGUGUACAGCAGGAGAAAAAGUAUUUUUUAUCCACAAAACACUUUUUUGAUAUAGUUAUUAUUACUAUUAUUAUUAUUAUUAUUAUUAUAGUGUGUCCUUAUUGAUUGUCAAAAUGUAGCCAUUACAGCAAGAGAAAUGAUUUUCCACAGAAGGCUUUUUAUUAAUUGCACACAAGAACCACAGAAAAGUUAUUUAAUCAUCUCAUGUAAAUGAGAUUUUAUUUGGCUUGUUUUAUGCAAAAGCCAAAGUGCAUUAUAUUCACAAACUUUAAAAAGUGAAACUAUGGGCCAGUAGCAUUUUGCCAUUUUUUGUGUAUGUUUGAAAGGUCAGGUGGUCGAAAAUAGAAUGGAAAAUUUAAUAUGGAAGUCAAAUUUUGAAGAUAAUUUUUUUGGAUGAUACCUUCUGAAAGUUUCACCAUGAAAUUGGCAUUAUGAAUAUUAUAUCAUUAUUUAUUAAAAAUGCAAGAUUUAUCAAUGCAUCCUCUCUCUUUUCUUUGAGUGUAUGAUUCAUUUUUUUAUAUGAAUGCUAUGAUAGAUCAGUAAGUAUUUGCAAGCAGUUGAAACCGUGCUUUGUUUCUACUUAAAAGUUAAUGCUUGUUGCUGCAUUUUCGACCACAGGGUCCCGACCAACACAUUUACUUUUCCGCCUUAUUUUACAUAUUAUUUUUGUUGUGUGUUCUGCGUUUGAAAGGAACUGUAUCAGAUCGCCUGAUUUUUUUAUAGGUUGGCAUUUACGUAACAAUGGGUUAUUUGCCCAUUAUACUGCUGUGGUAUAUAGCAUUCUUUUUUAAAUGUGUUUUAGUCACUGAUUUAACUGGGAGGCCGGAUCUGAUUUAUUUAUGAUGUGUGUAAAAAAUGCAUUUGGGUAAUUGUCAAUAAAAUUAUUGAAACA